Messenger RNA from Orbicella faveolata, 1549 nucleotides. RefSeq lists its product as uncharacterized. The record is from RefSeq and is a predicted model, not a curated record. NCBI's taxonomy places the organism in Eukaryota, Metazoa, Cnidaria, Anthozoa, Scleractinia, Merulinidae.
UUUGCUUCAAAAAUCGAUGCCAUGGCGGAUGAGGUCGACGAGGAAUAUGGAGGCAGACCUCGUGUCGAAACUGGUGGAGGAGACGGGUGGAAAAAAUGUCUUUUUAUCUUCCUUGGAGUCGGAAUUUUGCUCAUGGUAAUCAUCUUACCCAUUGGCUUUGUUGGUGUUGAGUAUUAUCAGCUGGGACUGCGGAAGCAAAGGUCAACAGGGAAGGUGAAGCUAGAUAAAGUGUACACAUCAGGCCGAUACUUGAUUGGUCCAGAUUAUACAUUCAAAACAUUUAGUGCUGAUGCUCAUUACGAGGAGCUCAAGAAGAUUGUGACAUUCUCUAAAGACAAGGUGGAAGUGGAGAUCACUUGUGCCAUGCAGUACUUCCUUCGUCCAGAAGACCUGAAGGAUAUGCACCAAGAGUAUGACUUAUACUACAGGCCUGUAGUGCGGACAACAGCUAAUGCAGCCAUCAAGGGUGAAGCAUCCAAGCUGUCUGUGUCACAGUUUAUAAGAGACAGGGAGACUGUGGAGCAGGAACUAUUCAAGGCACUUAAAGCAAGACUUGAAGGGACCUGCUGCCGUAAAGACUGUGAGACAUACAAGUGUACUCCUGGAUGUGUUGAACAUUCAAGAUGUAACACAACCCAGAAAGGACUGUUUGUAGAAGUCAGAUACUUUCAGUUCCUGGACUUUGACAUUCACUCUGAUGUCAAGAGCAGGUAUCUACGGCAGGUUACUGAGCGAGAACAGGAGGAGCAGGCUCAGUAUGAACUAGAGGAGAAGGUUGUACGUAAAGAAACUGAACGUCUCAAGAAUGAAAUCAACAAUGCUGCCAUGGAAAUCACACAGAAUGCCACAGCUGAAGCCACGAUCAUUCGUGCUAAAGCGCAUGCUGAGGCACUUCUGACGGUGGAGAAGGCACGUGAUACAGGCCUGUCCUACAUUUACCAACAGCUGAAUAUCACAAAGGAAGAACACAAAUCUUCUUUCAACUAUUUGCGCACACUUCGAGGACAGAAAAAUGCCAAAUUCAAUGUUGGCUACAACACUCUUAUGGCAAAGAACUGAACUGUGAUAUAAUUGUUCUUAGCUAAACUUAGAUGUUUACAUAAACCCGUUGAGAUGUAAUUCAUAAAUGUUAACAAAGAAAUUAAAACAUGUCUGAACAAGCUGCACAUGCAGACAUUAACAUCAGAUUUUGUCACUGACACUCAGGAAAAAAAAAAAUCCUUUUCUUCUUAACAAAGUUACAAUGUAAGCCAUAGCCACAUCUUAUAUGAUGUAUAUAUGGGUGUAACCCCCUCCUCCUCCUGGCAACCUCCCCAUUUGAAUGCAUUCAACUGAAUCUGGAUUCCAGCACACUAACCAACAGGCUCCCGUGCACACAUAUCAGAUGAUACUUGUAUAAAUGCUCCUUUAAAACAGUUGAUUAAAGGCAUAGGAUACAGUAAACAACUUUAUUGAAUUGCACACAUUGAUGGUAUUACAACAAUGGUUUAAUGUUGAUGGCAAACUUUUUAACAACGAGAAAACCAUGAGAAAAAAAAAAAACUAAUAG